This is a messenger RNA of Sphaerulina musiva SO2202, 5737 nucleotides long. RefSeq lists its product as uncharacterized. Lineage: Eukaryota; Fungi; Ascomycota; Dothideomycetes; Mycosphaerellales; Mycosphaerellaceae. The record is from RefSeq and is a predicted model, not a curated record. The coding region runs from base 209 to 5401 and encodes 1730 amino acids. The transcript has 2 exons.
GCCUUCCGAAGUCCAGAUCCAGCUGAGACACACAGCCCGAGCAACCAGAUCUCGAGUCUGCGACGACACUGACACCUGAGGCCACCGCACUACACACACACGAGCAAUGCGGAUGCGCAUGAGAGGACCAGGCACGGAUUGUCACAGCGAGAACAGGAGUCGUCGUUGAGUGGAGGCCAAGUGAUCAGAGCCGUCUGGGCAGGUGCCAAUGCCCGACCCGAACGAUGCCGCGCGCAAGAAAACAAAGGUUGCCGAUCUGACGACGCAGAGGCUGGCGAAGCGCAGGUCGCAGGACUUCAAGGACAAGAUCGCGGGAUGGAACGUGGAAUCAGUGACGGAGACACCGCGGGUCAAGUCGAGGCCGCAGCAAUCGCAGGACGAGAUUGUGGUCAUACACGACGAUGAGUCUGUGGUCAAGAGCGGUGACAUGGUCGUGGUCGAGACCGAAUCUACAGUACCUGGAGGUGUAGACCAAGUGCCAGCUCGAUCACGGCCAACCACUCCAAAGACUGCCCAAUUACCCACUAAGACCACCCCCAAGACAGCACCAACAACAACGAUCGCAGGAGACAAGAAGGUUGUACGUGAAGUGGACUUGGAUCGCAAGGCCUGGGUGAGAAGGAAAAGUAAGCCGCAAGUCGAAGUACCUGCAGAUGUCAAAGAAGCCAUCGCGCCCAAGAAGCGUGUUGUUAGCGAUGGCCAUUGGAGGCGGGACCGCACCGCGCAGCCAGAGGCGCAGGGUACUCCGGAAAAGGAGAACGAGAGGACGCCAAAGCCAGUCUACAUUCGUAAGAGCGUUGUGAACGUGGGUCUGAAAGUGCCAGUGUCCCACCAGGACUUUACAGAAUCAGAGCCAGAGCCGGACCCAGUACGAGUACGGCCAUUGAAGUCGAGAUCACCACAUGGACGCGAACGGAUACCGGAUUAUGAGAGCAGGGGGACAAAAGUAUACAUUCAACGAAGGAGGCGAUACGAGUCUGAAAGCAGCUUCACUGCUCCUUCCUCGGCGACAGACAAGCCCAGCACAGCAACGACAGAUAUCACAAGCCCUAGCAGCUCUCCUCCUCGGCCAAAAUCCGCACCUCGCGAGCGACUGAAAAAGAUGCGUAGCGGCGAAGAUGAACCAGAACGGCCGAGUACUGCGAGAAGGAGCAAGACUCCUGUGGAAGAAAGCGUUCCACAACGACACCCCUCGACUACGGCUGAAGCAUUCGCCAAACGUAUCACACAGCGCAUUCGUCCUACCGAAAAGCCGCCAAAUCCAGUCCCCAAGGUCUACGGCCAUCGAAUCGAAGGAUGGCUGAAUGGCAUGUCCGAUCCCUUCGACGAGACAUUGACGCCAGAACCUCUUGCUAUACCUAAGAAAAAGGCUCCCACUCAAGAUCGAUCUGCGGAAGAUACACCUGAGAGCCGCAAGAGCAGUGCCAAACGCCGCAGUCCACGCGAUGAGCCCGUAGAGCUCCACUCGAGCGGGAAACGUGAUCUCAAAGACGGGCUGGAAGAAUCGUCGCCUUUAAGCCCCGCAUCACCUACGUUAAGGCGGAGAGGCGCAAGGCACCGACCGGAGUCGCCACUAAAAAACCGCACGUCGAAGGAUCUCCCGCCCGUGACGACCUGCUUUGAUGAUGCUACCAUGAGUGGGGGCAAUCCGGAUGCACCCCGCGAACGACGUCGCGUGCCAUCUACGAAGAAGGGCGAUCGCUAUAGAAUACCUAGCGGGCAUAAGCUAUCCACUAUUGCCUCUGAGGAAACGUUAGCAUCGCGAGACCUUAGGCAUAGCCGCGCCUAUCCUGACGACGCCACAACUAUCACCAGGACCAGUGAUGGCGACGUGCCCAGACGGAUCUCGACCAAACGGAGAGUCGCGAAGCACGAUGACUUGAUCUCUGUUCUCUCAAUACCUCGCGACGAAGGGCGCCGUGUUGUGCCAGCAAAAAGUAUUCGCCGUAGCAGACGGAAGCCUGGGGCCAGCACCGUCGCCGACAUCAUGAAUGAAGUCUCCGCAGAUGAGUUGAAAUAUCAACGUGAACUCCGAACGCUGGUCGAAGGAGUCAUCCCGGUGCUUCUCAAGCAUGUGGUCUCCGGUUCGUCAGAUUCAUCGCCAGGCUCGCGCGUCUCCAGUCGACCAACGACCGACCCAUCAGUGACGCGGCCAAUUGUAGACAUGGGAGUUGCUUUGGAGAGGCUCAAAACAACACACAAGCACAUCCCGUUGCAUGAACCAAGCGAACUUCUCACCUGGGCUCAAGCUGCUGCUAAAGAUUAUUCAGGCUACCUGCAAGCCUGGAGACUAGGGUUUAAAGACAUUGUGGUAAACUUGGCUCCUGCAUCUGCCAGCCAGCGUGACGGUCCCUCUUGGGACCACGAUCUUCCAAGAAACCAAGAUGGCGACCUCGUUGAUAGCGCUGGCGAGCGCGUCGAUGUUGCGUACCUGCUGAAGAGACCACUCGUGCGCAUCAAGUAUCUCGCCAAGACUUUCAAAGAUAUCAGCCAGCUACAGCCUUCUGCAAAUGCCGUGGACAUGACCAAGAAGUACCAGGAUCUGGUUUCGGACGCAAAGAACCGUAUCACCGACGAGCAUGCUCGCCUCGAGGACGAAGCAGCAUCCAACGUGGAUGCCACUAGAGCUCGAGACCCACGCAGUCUGGCGCCCAUUACUGGCGUGAGCAUAGAUCGCACCCGAUCUGUGCGCGCUAGAGACUACUUCGAUAUGGACUUGGUGCACUCGAGCGGCCAGCAGCUAGGUUGCAAGAUCGAAGUCAUCUACCGAGACGAUGCCCCCAAUCGAGGAAAGGCAGGUGAUGUUCUCUUCUGUGAAAUAUCAGUUUCAGGUCGAUGGCUUUUAUUUCCGCCUCUACCGCAUGCCUUGGUGUCUGCCAGGAAAGGGGACCGACCUGGAGAGCUUAUUGUUAUGAUCCGUGGCUUCAUGUCAAAUGCGAGGCAAUGGCGCGAAACCAUGUCUCUCAGGUCCGAAGACGACAAUACAGCAGAAGAUUGGCUGCGAAUGUUGGGUUCUUCACCAAUGCCGCCGAAACUGGCUCGAAAGUCGAGCUUCAACAUGUACAAGCAAAACAGUCUGCCCGUCGCCGGAGUGGAGGAGCCGAAGUUGAAGUCUAUCACCGAGACACCUGAAACAGACACAAGUAGGGAUCCCUCGCCGCGUGAGAUCGAAGUGCCGAUCGGCGAACGCUCAAAGGCGACCAGUCGCAUAUGGGACGGUAGCGAUGUCAAUAGCGUUCUUGAUGAUGGUCAUUCGACACCGACCCAUGAGCGGCCAAGGCCAAGACCCGCCCGGUAUCGAGGUCAGACAAUUUCAUCUCCAUCGGCAUCAGACAGUAUUCAUUACACUCCCCGGGAUCACGCUGCGGAGCCGCAGUACUUCUAUGACAAGACUCGUGAUGAUAGUUCGUACGCGCCUAGCCGCCGUGGACUGAAAACCAAGCAUGUGCGCUCACAAUCAGAGUGGACAGGCUCGACAGUCUCUUCCGACCGAAGUACUGACUACAGUGUGUGGAUGCCACCAGAGGACGCCUCGCGCUAUUCGGACGAGUCGAGUGAUGGCGAAACAAUUGAUCAUCGACGACACCACAAAGCAAUACGUCCAGGAAUGCACCGACGCACCUCUUCGGUUCCGUCUUUGGAUAUGCCGUCGAUUCCGAAGAUCAGAGAGUCGUCUCGACCUGACAGUCCUCCAUCAGACCGGGAUGGUCUGCCGUCACAGAAGAGAGCGUACGAGACGACCGGGACCAAUGAUCCUUCCUCUGCGCCGCCUAAGCUACAGCAGCGACUAUCAGUGAGGAAAAGGAGCGCAGAGGAAGACCGGGCUCGUCCAGCGACGCCGCCCCAUAAAGAGAAGCCAAGACCGUUGUCACUCGGACAGAGCAUCACGAACAAGUUCCCAUCGUUCACACCAGCGUUCAUGAGAAAGAAUCGUCGGCCAUCUUCUCCGUUGAAGCACGAGUACGCUCCAUCCUCCGCUUCGGACUCGCUGUCAGAUAGCGACUAUUCUGACUACGAUGACGACGAAUCCAUGACGUCCGAGUCGACUGCACAAAGCGAAGGGGUGCCAGAGGAUGGUGUAUCGACUAUUGGCGAUCUGCAAGGGUUCGAUGACUACAAGCGAAUGGGCCCCAAACGUUCAUCUCCGCCGGCAACCUCGCCGGUGACAGAUCCGAACACUCAACUCAGUACGCCAGAUGUAAGCCUGGGGCCCUCGGAAUCUGCCUCUCAGGCACCGUAUCGUACAGUCCCAGCCACAGCGGUUGAGCCUGCGAAGGUUGUUGCCAGCAUAUCAGCAUGGUCCGAACGUGGAGCUUGGGAUAGUUUGCACAUGGAAGAAUGCCAAAUCUUUGUCACCCCCGGGCUGAUUGAGGCAUUUGAUCUGACGCAAGCCAACUCUGUCGCAGUGCAAACCGGGGCUGAUGGAUCGACACCUUCUGCAAAGGGCAUCAAGCCUCUGAUUGCAUUGGAGUUGACACCUCUUGUUCCACUUCGAAGAAGCACUGCAGUCGAUCUUACGGUCCGCUCGCCGCCGACAGCAAACUCUCUGUACAAACCGGGCCCCAACAUCAUGUUCCGCUUGCGAAGUCCAGAAGACUGCGAGAAGCUUUACACACUUCUGAACAGGGCUCGUAUUGAUAAUCCAACGUACGUCGCGCUGCAGAAUGCCCGAGGACCCAUGCACCAGAGCAAUUGGGGUGAGAUCAUGGACCACAACCGGAACGCCCAGAUGGACAAGCGUCGGUCAUGGUGGAACAUGGGGUCACGCAAGAGCAGCACGUACCGUUCAAGUGGCAGUCGUGCACAUUCCACGGCUGCUACAGAAUCCUCUGUGGAGACUAUGAACACCGCCUUCUCUGCGCUUCGAAGAUUCAACGGUAGUAGCAAGAUAUUCGACCUGGCCAAGAGCACCAUCGCCAGUCGGGAAGGUACGCGGAGCACCAACAGUGGCAGUCUCAACUCGGGAACAGCGACUCCCGAUCUUCACUUUGAUCCAGCAAUGGGCACUCCACUUGGCAUCACUGGAGCAAAAGUCCGACUCUACGUUCGCGAAUCCGCUUCCAAGUGGCGAGACCUUGGUUCUGCGAGAUUGACUGUCAUGUUACCACCACGACGGCCCGAUCCGAGUUCUCCUGCGAGUCCCAAGAUUACUGGAUUGGAGAAACGUAUUGUCGUGUCUGGCAAAAGCCAGAAUCACACUUUGCUGGAUGUCACAUUGGGUGAGAGUGCUUUUGAGAGGAUUGCAAGGACGGGCAUUGCUGUGAGUGUGUAUGAGGGUUGUGAGCAUGUGGGAGUAACGGGUGGUGUGUUGCCGAAUCGGACUACCUGUUACAUGAUUCAGAUGAAGAGUGAGAGGGAUGCUGCCUACACUUUUGGAUUGGUCGGAAAGCUGAGGUAUUGAGCCUGUUUCCUUCCAAGGGCGAGAAGGCCAGGAGUCGUGAACGAAUGGCGACUGCUGGUGGCGUGGAGAAGACGAGGUGGCGAUGAGAUUUUCCAGCUGUUCUUUCUUAUGUCUUCUUUGUCAACUAGCAAGGCGUUCCGGGGAAGCGUGCAUCGGCAUGGGCAUCAGCAUGGGCAUGCCCGACGGAAGAAGCGAGAACAAGAAGCGAAUGAAUGGGUGGGUGGGGUGGAAGAAGGAUUCCCUCUCGUCACUUUUAAGCUGGAGUGGAAGUUUUCAGCAGCAGAUUAGCAGCUAUAUACCCAUCUCCCGUCCGUUUAAUGUAAUCAAUAUUGUAAU